Anguilla anguilla (European eel) is the source of this 1029-nucleotide messenger RNA. RefSeq names its product putative nuclease HARBI1. NCBI's taxonomy places the organism in Eukaryota, Metazoa, Chordata, Actinopteri, Anguilliformes, Anguillidae. The transcript has 3 exons. The record is from RefSeq and is a predicted model, not a curated record. Bases 1 to 1029 code for a protein of 342 amino acids.
AUGAUAAUAGUAGAGCUAGUCAGGGAUGCAGUCACUUCACCAACAAACAGAAACAACCCAAUAACACUGGAGAUCAAGGUUCUGACAACUCUACGCUACCUGGUCACAGUGAAAAUGCAGCUAUGCAUUGCAGACGAACUAGGUAUAUCUCAGUCAUCUGUCAGUAGAAUAUCACAUCAAACAAUAAAUGCCCUCUCCAGACCCCACAUCCUCCGACAAUUCAUACGGUUUCCUCUUGAUGUCCGCCAACUACAAAGAAACAAAGCCCACUUCAUGGCCAUAGCUGGACUACCCGGUGUAGUUGGUGCCAUAGAUGGGACACAUGUCCAAAUUAUUGCACCAUCACAAGAUGAACAUGCAUUUGUCAACAGAAAAAAAAAUCAUAGCAUCAACACACAGGUGGUUUUUGAUACCAGCUAUAACAUUUUUGACAUUUGCGCCAAGUGGCCAGGCGCAACACAUGACUCCCGGAUCCUACAGGAGAGUGGCCUGAGGCAGCUGUUUGAGAGGCAUCAUGUCCCAGCUGGAUGUCACUUGGUGGGGGACAGUGGCUAUCCCUGCAGGACAUGGCUCCUAACGCCUUACAUCCACCCACAAUCGGGACCUCAGUUCAAUUACAACAGAGCCCACAAGAAAACUCGCAGUGUUGUGGAAAGGGGCAUUGGGCAGAUGAAAUGUCGUUUUCAUGUGCUACAUGGGGACAUGUGGCUAACUCCUAAGAAAGCAAGCAGGAUCACCACUGUCUGUGCCAUUCUACACAACCUGUGCCAGCAAUGCAAUAUCCCACAGCCAGAGGAGUAUGAAGAUGAUGAUUAUGAUGUUGCUGCCACUGAUGAUGAUGAAGGCGGAGUGGCUGUUCACGUACUACGAAAGAUGCUGAUGGAGCAGGACCACCAUAAGCUGCUGCAGGACUGUCAGGAGCAGGGCCUGGGGAGAAGGGGGCAGGAGCCAGGGGGGCAAGAAGAAGGGGGGCAGGAGGGAGGGGGGCAGGAGCAUUGCCAUUAUUGGCAACAGAACUGUUGGCCCUAA